UUUUAAUUCUCUUCUCCUCUUUGCAAAUUGCAACAAACAACCAUCACCACCUUCACAAACCCCAAGCAUUGUCACCUUCACAAACCCCAACCAUUGUCACCUAACUCCAGUUCUCAUUUCUUUGAAUAACAAAGAAGAAGAUGGGAGAGGGAGAAAAAUUUCAGUUGGGGACUAUCGGUGCGUUGAGUCUAUCGGUGGUUUCAUCUGUGUCCAUUGUCAUUUGUAACAAGGCGUUGAUGAGUUCACUACAUUUUAUUUUCGCUACAACUUUGACAAGUUGGCAUCUUCUUGUUACAUUUUGUUCUCUUCAUGUGGCACUAAAAAUGAGACUUUUUGAGCACAAGCCGUUUGAUCAAAAAGCUGUGAUGGGAUUUGGAAUUCUCAAUGGAACUUCAAUUGGACUUUUGAAUUUGAGCUUGGGUUUCAAUUCUGUUGGCUUCUAUCAGAUGACAAAGCUAGCAAUAAUUCCAUGUACCAUUCUUCUGGAGAUCCUUUUCCUUGGCAAGAAAUUCAGUAGAAGAAUACAAUUUUCCCUUGCAAUUCUUCUUUUCGGUGUUGGAAUUGCAACCGUUACGGAUUUGCAGCUUAAUGCACUAGGAUCUUUCUUAUCUUUUCUAGCAGUGAUAACAACUUGUGUUGCUCAAAUUAUGACAAAUACGAUCCAGAAAAAGUUUAAAGUUUCUUCUACUCAACUUUUAUAUCAAACAUGUCCUUAUCAAGCAGCAACCUUGUUGAUAAUCGGGCCAUAUUUGGAUAAAGUUCUCACUGACCUAAAUGUUUUUUAUUUCAAGUACACUACACAAGUCACGUUUGUCAUUGUUCUCUCAUGCCUUAUUUCUAUCUCAGUAAACUUUAGUACAUUUCUUGUAAUUGGAAAGACAUCUCCAGUCACUUAUCAGGUUCUUGGACAUCUUAAGACAUGUCUUGUAUUAGCUUUUGGCUACAUUAUUGUUCGUGACCCUUUUAGUUGGAGGAACAUAUUGGGAAUUUUGGUGGCCAUGGUUGGGAUGCUUUUAUAUUCGUACUCUAGCAUUCUUGAGAAUCAACAAAAAGCAGCUGAAACUGCAUUACAAGCAUCACAGGCAAGAGAAGAUGAAUUGGAUCCUCUCAUUAAUGUGGAAAAUGGAAGUGCAAUAUUAAACAAAAGGCCCCUUGUUUGGAACAAAGAAAAAGACUAGUUGUGUAUGAAUAUUUACAAUGGCCUGUGAGAAUAGUAUAUCAAAUUAUAAAGAAAUUUUAUCCUUAGUUAGAAAGUUUGUAAAACUCAAAUGUUAAGUGGGUGAAUUGAUUCAAUCCGUACUAUUAAUUUAGCAUUAUGUGCAUUGGUAGCCAACCAAUAACAUACUAGUAGGGGAAAGAAAUCUUAGAUAUUGUCUAAGUUUGAGCCAACAAAAUUGGAUAUUUUUCACAUUAUAUUACAUAUAUAAAAACAUUUCAAAAUUUUAUUUAUUGAA
Molecule: messenger RNA, 1454 nt
Organism: Vicia villosa (hairy vetch)
Lineage: Eukaryota; Viridiplantae; Streptophyta; Magnoliopsida; Fabales; Fabaceae
Product: UDP-xylose transporter 3-like
Exons: 8
Coding region: 141-1178 (345 amino acids)
Cellular component (GO): Golgi apparatus
Molecular function (GO): antiporter activity; UDP-xylose transmembrane transporter activity
Source: RefSeq, a predicted model, not a curated record